GGCAGAAAGAGGGGGUUGUGGAGACGCCGAUGGUGAAGAGGAAGAGAUUAGGGCAGGUUGUUGGAGUGGAAGAGGAGGAGAAUCGCGCGCGGAGGGAGGCUACGGUCGAGCUCGAGCGGGAGUCUGAUUCUGGAAGCGACUGGAUUCCGGGGCCUGUGAAGGCGCCUGGGCCGUUUGAAUCUGGACGGGAUAAUAUCCUUGGGAUUCGCAUGGGCGCUGGCGAUCCUAUGGACGUUGAUGAGGCUGGACCGUCUGCGAAUGAGAUUGAACAGAUCAAGGACGCCUUUCGCCCUCCACUUUUCAAAAUGGGGGGCUCGAGUCACUCAGAGAUCCUAGCAAUGCCAGCACCGAAACCAGCGCAGCAGGCGAUCAAUACGCCACUGAAGUUCGCCCACCCCAACCUCUUCGCGCCUAUCCAGUCCUCGGCGCACCCAUUACCUAACUCCCUUGUCACCGAGUUCUCGCUUUCCUGGGCGGAUUCAGAGGUCCUCCACGACACCGGCUCUAUCCAAGACGCACCUUCAAAGGCCGAGGUGCUCAAGCGCCUACGAGAGCCCGAAGAAACUCAGAGAGCCUCGUGGGAGCGGAAGCGAUUCAAGGCCGCGGGCGGAAACCUAGCUGCCUACAACCGUGGGUUCUGGGGCGCUAGGGUAGGCCUGAACAGGCUAUAGGAACUGCAGGGCUUCAUGGCAUAGCGAUGGUGUUUGGGAGGUCUUGGGAUGUGGAUGCAUAGCGCGGAUGGGAUUGCCUCCCAUAUAGCGGAGACGGCGUUUGGAACUGGCUAGGGGUUUUUGCUAUUGAUAUAUCAUUCGAGGAGAGCUUGGUUGGGGAGUUUGGCUGAUUGAGAGCUUGUCUUUCUACCUAUAGUUUGGGGUUGGCGUUGCGUCGUGGUGGUAUACCCCUAUUACUUCUUUACUCCUCCUACUUUCAAUUCGAG
This is a messenger RNA of Mytilinidion resinicola, 937 nucleotides long. RefSeq lists its product as uncharacterized. The transcript has a single exon. Bases 210 to 671 code for a protein of 153 amino acids. Lineage: Eukaryota; Fungi; Ascomycota; Dothideomycetes; Mytilinidiales; Mytilinidiaceae. The record is from RefSeq and is a predicted model, not a curated record.